CGAAAAAUUAAGCCUUUAAACGAAAAAUCCCCUAAAGAUGUCUCAACCACUCGACUGGAUAGCAAUUAUGAGUAUUCCACCUUGGAAGAAGGAUCACUCCUGGCUCUGGCUAAAAGAACUCAAUGGCUGUGAAGCAUCUCUAAAACUGCGCCACUACAAGCGGAAACCCAACUUCCGUCCGAGGGCUUCGGUACCAGAAACUCCGGAUAACGAGGUGAAGUCCAAGCUUGAGGCGACACGCGGCAAGCUAUUGCGCCUGCUGCGGCGCUUUGACGAAGUGGACUCAAUAGUCGAGGCCUCCCGUCUUAGACCAAAUCCCUUCGAGACUUUGGAUUUCCUGGCGGUAAGCCUCGGAGAUUUGGAGAGCCCAAGAGGAGAUGAUAUUCCCAAGCAGGAGAAAGCAAUGGAGGAGCAGGUGAACUAAUUUCGAUGCAACCCACAUGAUUCUGUAACUAAAAACACGUUGUUAAAGCUCUAAUAUCAACUUGAAACAACAACAAAUAUUCUACAAAAAAAUAUAUAUAU
Drosophila eugracilis is the source of this 525-nucleotide messenger RNA. RefSeq lists its product as uncharacterized. The coding region runs from base 38 to 424 and encodes 128 amino acids. The transcript has a single exon. Lineage: Eukaryota; Metazoa; Arthropoda; Insecta; Diptera; Drosophilidae. The record is from RefSeq and is a predicted model, not a curated record.